Messenger RNA from Urocitellus parryii (Arctic ground squirrel), 636 nucleotides. RefSeq lists its product as uncharacterized. Gene Ontology annotation, biological process: positive regulation of Rho protein signal transduction; phospholipase C-activating G protein-coupled receptor signaling pathway. Gene Ontology annotation, molecular function: G protein-coupled receptor activity. The record is from RefSeq and is a predicted model, not a curated record. NCBI's taxonomy places the organism in Eukaryota, Metazoa, Chordata, Mammalia, Rodentia, Sciuridae. Gene Ontology annotation, cellular component: plasma membrane.
AUGAAAGAUCUCCGAAGGUACCUGACAUUCAAAUAUAUCCAGUAUCUAGUCCUACCUUCUCCAAACAUUAUCGUCACUCUGCUGGGAUUGUUUGCCAGUGUGUAUGUCACACUAAUAUUAACAUUACCUUUUGUAUCAAGAAAAUCUACUGCAGUAUUUAUUAGUAACAUAGCUCAGGCAGACAUCUUCGUGGGUUGUAGCAUCUUCUCUGCCAUGAUUCAAGAUGUGAUAAAGAGUGAAAUAUUAUCAUAUUCUGUUCAAUCAACCUUAAGGCAGAAUUUCCAGAUUGCAAAUGUACAUAUCAGUUCUCUUUUACUCAGCUGCGUUAGCCUUGAAGCCUUUCUGAUCACUUUUCUUCCAGUAGAGACACGCCACAUAAGAACUGUGAGAUGUGCCAAGGUGGCUUCUAAGGUCAUCUGGAUUGCCAUAAUUAUUGAGUGCUUCCUUUAUCAAGUGGAGUGCUUCAAACACCUUAGCAUCUCUUAUUUUGACACUCACAGGCAUGUUUUGCUGUUGCUAAAUUACUGUUAUGGAGCCACAAAACUGCUGAAGUCAGUUGUUUAUCCAAUUGGACUACUUUUAAGGAUCUUCAAUGUGUACCUCUUUUAUAAAAUGUAUUUCCGUGUUUUACCUUAA